Molecule: messenger RNA, 1425 nt
Organism: Brassica oleracea var. oleracea
Lineage: Eukaryota; Viridiplantae; Streptophyta; Magnoliopsida; Brassicales; Brassicaceae
Product: ubiquinol oxidase 1a, mitochondrial
Exons: 4
Coding region: 91-1173 (360 amino acids)
Biological process (GO): alternative respiration
Cellular component (GO): mitochondrion
Molecular function (GO): alternative oxidase activity
Source: RefSeq, a predicted model, not a curated record
AUAAGACACAAACGUUAACGGAAAAAAAAAAACGAUUUCUCUGCAAUCUUGCUAUAUUCUUGGAUUACUUGUUUACCGAUCUGCAUAACGAUGAUGAGUCGCGGUGGAGCCAAGGCGGCCUCGUCGCUGUUGAAGGCUGCUAGACCACGGUUGUUCUCAACCGCCACUACGAGCACGAUCCGUUCCAUGUCUCACGAGACGAGCCAUCUUCUGCGACCUGCGGUUGCGGAUUUAGCUUCUCCGUCUGGUAUGAGCGGUUGGAUCUGGACUAGUCGAGCUCCGGCGAUGGGAGGCGUGCGGUUCGCCAGCACGGUUACUUUGGGAGAGAAAACGACUACGACGGAUGCGAAUCCGAAGAAGGCGGAGAAUGAAUCAUCCACCGGUGGUGACGCCGGAGGUAACAAGGGAGGGAAAGGAAUCGCUAGCUAUUGGGGUGUUGAGCCGAGUAAGAUCACUAAAGAAGACGGCACUGAAUGGAAGUGGAAUUGCUUCAGGCCAUGGGAGACGUAUAAAGCUGAUUUGACGAUAGAUCUGUCGAAGCAUCAUGUUCCGACGACGUUUCUUGACAGAUUGGCUUAUUGGACUGUUAAAUCUCUUCGUUGGCCUACCGAUCUCUUCUUCCAGCGGCGAUAUGGAUGCCGAGCUAUGAUGCUCGAGACUGUUGCAGCAGUGCCCGGAAUGGUCGGAGGAAUGUUACUCCACUGCAAAUCUCUCCGGCGCUUUGAGCAAAGCGGAGGAUGGAUCAAAGCUCUUCUCGAGGAAGCAGAGAACGAGAGGAUGCAUCUCAUGACGUUCAUGGAAGUCGCUAAACCCAAAUGGUACGAGAGAGCUCUUGUCAUCACCGUCCAAGGAGUCUUCUUCAACGCCUAUUUCCUCGGUUACUUGAUCUCCCCGAAGUUUGCUCACCGUAUGGUUGGGUACCUUGAAGAAGAAGCUAUCCACUCGUACACUGAGUUCCUCAAGGAACUUGACAAAGGUAACAUCGAGAACGUACCUGCUCCGGCUAUCGCUAUUGAUUACUGGAGGCUCCCUGCUGAUGCGACCCUUCGUGAUGUGGUGAUGGUGGUCCGUGCUGACGAGGCUCAUCACCGUGACGUUAACCAUUUUGCAUCUGACAUUCACUACCAAGGUCGUGAACUAAAGGAAGCUCCAGCUCCAAUUGGUUAUCAUUGAUUUUAAUUACCAUCUCGUUGAAUAAAAAGGGCUUGUUUUUACUAAUGUUUCAAAACGUUGUUCUAAAGAACUUGAGAGUCUAUGCCUCCCCUUUCACUUGUAUAUAUAGAUCACGGAUCACCUCUACUGGAGCCAUACUUUUGGAUCGGCGUCCUUGAAUGUUAUAAUUUGCUAAAAAUAUUCUCUGUUGUGGGCUUUUCUGUACUUGGAUUUUCGUUAAAAUUUAUGGGCUAUUGGGUUUUUUUUUUGCUA